AUGAACGAAAACGCCCCGCCACAGCCGUAUAAAUCCACCGCCCGUCGACCUGAUUCUGGCUCACCGCGGCCUUAUGCUGGACCAACCGACACCGGAGAGCGUCGAUCUGCCAUCUGGGAGGUCCCGCGCGGCAACCGUCCAUGUCACCGUCGAUUGCCAGACUCGCACCACCUAGUCCGCCUCGCGUCGGCGCCGCUGAGGCUGUCGUCGGCCUCCAACCCCUCCUUCCCGCCUUGGACGCAUCCACGUACCACCGCCGGUCGCGCAGCUCCAGGUGGAACGAGCAGUGUUCGACGAUUUGUUAAAGGUAAAAUCUUGAGAGAUCGGAGCCUGCGCGGGGCUUCGCAGCAGGAACUGGCUAACCAUCAGCAGGCCGGAGCGGCGGCGCCGCCGCAGUACGGGACGGACGCUAAGCUGGCAGAGCUCACCGCCGGUAGCGGCGGCAGGGAAACAGAGGAGCAGCGCGGCAAGUUCUUGGUGCUGCGGCUGUACGAGGCGCUCAACGCCCGCGACGCGCGCCGGGCGCAGGAGCUGCUCGCCCCGGACCUCGAGUGGUGGUUCCAUGGCCCGCCCGCGCACCAGCACAUGAUGCGCCUCCUCACCGGCGCCGACACCAACGCCCAGUUCACCUUCGCCCCGCGCUCCGUCGACGCCUUCGGCUCCACCGUCAUCGCCGAGGGAGGCGCUGACGCUGGCGGACAGCUCUACUGGGUGCACGCCUGGACCGUCGGCCCUGAUGGGGUGAUCACGCAGCUCAGGGAGUACUUCAACACCGACAUCACCGUCACACGCCUCUCCGCGGCCGUCGUCACCAAGAACGCCAGCGCCGCCGUCUCUCCUAGCCACGCCUCCUCGUCCUCUUCCACGUCCUCAGCCCCCUCCUCGCCGGCGCCCACGCCUAAGUGGCCCAAGUGCCUCUGGCAGAGCCGCCGCGCUGACCGUGCCCGCAAGUCGCUGCCGGGCCUCGUCCUCGCCAUCUAACAAUAAGUAAACUACUUAUCUGCAAGAAGUCAAGGAGCUGUCGUAUGGGCGAACUGAACUGAACUGAAGUGUGUGCUAGAGUUCAGUGAUCCCACAUUUCCCCUACCACUACUAGUAUUGCUUUGCGUGUUUGAAUUAGAAAGUGUGAUUUUCUCGGUC
Messenger RNA from Lolium rigidum, 1140 nucleotides. RefSeq lists its product as uncharacterized. The transcript has 2 exons. Bases 1 to 981 code for a protein of 326 amino acids. The record is from RefSeq and is a predicted model, not a curated record. NCBI's taxonomy places the organism in Eukaryota, Viridiplantae, Streptophyta, Magnoliopsida, Poales, Poaceae.